UGCCACAGUCCAGCGGACAAUCAAGAGUGAAGCACCCUGCCGGUCGGGAAGGAGCUGACGCCAGCUGGGUCCCCGGCAGCCAUCAGCCACCCCGCUUUGAGGUUCGGUUUCGAGGCCAAGCUAAAGAAUUGCAUUCUCCCCAGUCACAGACCCUGUAAGAUUUGGAUAUGUCCUUUAUAUUUGACUGGAUUUACAGUGGUUUCAGCAGUGUGCUACAGUUUUUAGGAUUAUAUAAGAAAACUGGUAAAUUGGUAUUUCUUGGACUGGAUAACGCAGGAAAAACCACCUUGCUGCACAUGCUAAAAGAUGACAGACUUGGGCAGCACGUCCCGACGCUGCAUCCCACUUCAGAAGAACUAACCAUUGCUGGCAUGACCUUUACAACUUUUGAUCUGGGAGGACACGUUCAAGCUCGAAGAGUGUGGAAAAACUACCUUCCUGCUAUCAAUGGCAUUGUAUUUCUGGUGGAUUGUGCAGACCAUGAAAGGCUGGUAGAAUCAAAAGAAGAACUUGAUUCACUAAUGACAGAUGAGACCAUUGCUAAUGUGCCUAUACUGAUCUUCGGGAAUAAGAUCGACAGACCUGAAGCCAUCAGUGAAGAGAGGUUACGAGAGAUAUUUGGUUUAUACGGUCAGACAACAGGAAAGGGCAACGUGCCUCUGAAAGAACUGAACACCCGGCCCUUAGAAGUCUUCAUGUGCAGCGUGCUCAAAAGGCAAGGCUACGGAGAAGGCUUCCGCUGGAUGGCCCAGUACAUCGAUUAACAGCCCCUGCCACCGAGGCAGCCCCGGUCCAGCCUCGCCACACAGGCCUGCUCCGAGAUUUGAUUGCUGACCAUGCAUAACUUGAAUUCAAUAGACUUUCAUUGGUUAGAAAACAGAUAUUUUUUAGAUUAUUAAUAUUAUAUCAACUUAAUUUGAGUGAGAAUUGAAAUCCGAGUCAAAUAAGUUUGACCAUCACAAUGUUAGCUUUCUAAUUCCAUGAAGAUACUUGGUUUUUACUCUUUGUAAUCUGACACGCCCCCCAGUGCCAUUUAUGAAGAGCAGCUUCCCAGCAGGACAGUUGAAGCCGUUUUUAACAAUAUGAAACUGCAAAUAUAAACCACAAUUAAAAGCUCAUCAUGUUAAAUUUUUAUGUACUUUUUGAAACUAGUUUUUCAAUUUUAGAUUAUGUACACCCACCUACCUGAAGUGUACAGCUAAUAAUUAGCUUAUUGAUGAUUGCAUGAUGCCUUACAGGUUUCAGUAUUUUUUCUUAUGCAAAAGUCAUGCAAUAAAACAGACCCUGGUGUUUGGCAUUGCUGCUGGACAGAUGUUCCGUUCAGGGUCUCACCUGGCCAGCGCGCCCGGACCCUGGAGCGUUUCUAGUGUACGUGGAGGUUGUUGCCGAGAAACAAGCCUGCCUCAGAACACUCAGAUGUUGCAGCCCUGGGGACGUCCCCGCCUGCCAGGGGACCGGCUGCUCUUGGUUGUCCCUCGCGCCGCAUUUCUCUGAACCGGUGAAUUUUUGCAGCGACACUGGCAUCCCCGGUACCGAGGGGGUCCGUGUCCCGGCCCCCAUGGGACUGCAUCUGGAGGAAAACACUGCUCCCCGUGCAGCAGGAGGCCCCUCCUGUAGCCCCGUUCCAGUUGUCUCUCUCUGGAGUGCGUCGGUCUUCCUUGUGCCUGCUUUGGUCAUCUGUGCCCCGUCACCAAAUGUGACAGGCACCAGUCUCCCCACAUUCAUACUUCAUGGCACUUCCCAGGGCAAGCGACCCGUGGGGAAGCGGAGCCUGUCCUGCUGCAGCAGCCCCGCCGUGCGGGUUGCGGGGUUUGGCCCCCGCCCUGAGCCACGUUUGCAUCCUACUCCGUAUUUCACUUCUUGGAAAGAAAGUGAACGCUUGUGGUUCAUUGUCCUUUUCCUCAGUGGCUCUCAGCCAGCCAUUCGCAGUGCGGCACAAAGGCUUUUAUUUUUGGAGGUGAGGCUUGUCCUUGGCCGUGUGCGCGAGCCUCGCCGACAGCUUCACCAGCAAAGGCGUGGCUAGCUUUUUAAUGCAUUCUAAUUUCCUAAGACAGUGAGUUAUUUUUCCAUUUAAGAUCCCCCUAGUUAGUAAAAUCAGAUGAAAGAUAAGUGCCAACUAUGUAUCUUUACAGACUCUCAAGCUUAAGAUCUCUCUGUUGGUUAUAGGCCAAGAUUUUACAGUGUAUUUAACCAACUGCAUUGAGAAUAUAUUGCUCCAGUGCCAUCCAGAAUAGUUUAAAUAUUAAAAUUAGUGUUUUCUCUAGCUGUUGUCCAAAUCAGCUUCUCUUGUCCUCUCGUCAGCGAUGGGAGAUAGGAGCGGACGAGGACUGAGGGCCUGGCUGGGACUCUGAACAGAACGUGCGGGUGCAGUAAUUUGGCUAUUUCACUUUCAGCUUCCUCCCUGCUUAGAAACGUCAGUAGCACCAUGGGAAAGGUAGGAAAUGACAUUUCAGCCUGUUGGUUCAUUAUGUUUAAGGUCCUCACUUGUGAUGCCCUCACUACACAGAACUGGGCCUUAUUGGAAGUGACUGCCACUGGUGGAUGGAAUGCUCCUUCAGUUCAAGUAUUAUUUCCUAAUAUCUGUGGUGAUGCAUCAGAAGUCAACUACUAGUCUCACAGAUUGGUAUGAAGGCAGAAGCUUACCAGUUUUUCCAGAGGGGGAACAAUGCUUUUUGGUACAAACUGCCUUGCUCCAGAAUUCUCAUUCUCGUUCUGACUCCGGGAUCAAAGAAACCAAGUCACUCUGUGGACCGCAUCUAAUAAACUGUGGGCGUUUUCCCACUGACGUGUGGCCUGAACCCCUAGAAAGAGCUACAUGUAGCAGCCACAUCUGUCCUCUGAGCGCCAGGGACACAGGCCUGCAGAGUCCCCAGCCAGGGGCCGCACUCCGGCUCCUUGGCUCCUUGGGCUCUCACCCUGAGCCCCUGAGCCCCACCGCCCAGGAGGGCGGCAGGGAGUCGUACGGCGCUCCGGGGGAAGCCUGUGCGGGUGUGCACGCCUCGGGGGGGCUGGCAGGUGGACGGCCUGGGGGUGCAGAUUAAUGUGCCUCCACUGCACGGCGUGGAAAUGUGCUUGUUAACGCUCACGUGCAGGGUGAGAUUUGGUUCCUUCUAUGUUGGGCAUGUCCAAAAGAUGUGUUAAAAUCUUAGUUCCAAAACCAAAAAUACAAAGUCUCAGUCCACUUUCGUAUUUCUAAGGAGAUUCUCAACCCCACACCUAUUUCAAUGACUGCUGUUAAUGUUAUUUGGGUAACUGGUUCAGUGGAUAGAUUCCAGCUUGUCUUUAUCUCAGUCUUUUUAGAAUGGAGAGCACAGCAUUUUCUGAAUCGGGGCGUAGACACUCCCUAAAGCACAGUCGUGCCCCCUUCUCUCAUGGGAGACAAGUUCCAAGGCCGCCCGCUGGGGUGCCCAAAACCGCAGACAGCACUGAGCCCUCUGUGCUGUGUUUGUAUUUUUUUUGCAAUGCAUAUAUAGCUUUUUGCUGUAAGGAAGCACUUUAUGGCUCCUCGGCAUAUUUGAAUGCCAUUACUCCGUUGCUUCAGGCCUGUUGUUAAGUAAGAGAGGGUCGGUGGGGCCGGGCGCUGACACACUCGUGCCAGCUGCUGAGUGACCGACGGGCAGGUUGUGUACCAAGUGGACUCACUGGACAGAGGGAUGGCUCACGUCUCGGGUGGAGCAGGGUGGGCGGCGUGAGAUUUCAUCACAGUGCUUUUCUCAGAGUGGUGCGCAGUUUAAAAUGUGUGGGUUUUUUAUUUUUGGAAUUUUCUAUAUAAUAUUUUUAGAUAUUGGUUGACCGCUCGUACCUGAAACCUCAGAAAGUGAAACCGCGGAUACCGGGGGGGGGGAACCACUGUGUAUGAAAACUACUCCUUACCAUCGCUUAGUUAACCCAGUAUCUUUGAGUGCCAAAGACGUGUGAAUUUAGACACUGCCUGCACAGACCUAAAUUUUAGUUCUGUGUGCCUGUGUACGUAAGCACCAUGUACUGUGGUUUACAAUGUCUGAGCAGAAUGCUGUUGCUUUUCCUUAGUUUUCAACUGGCUCACACUUCUCCACAGCGCUUCCCAGGAUUAAGGACGUGGACCCCUUGUAAACCACCAGGACAGGGCACUGGCUGUGCUGAUAGUGUUGCUCGCCUUCUGCAGAAUGAUUUCAUCAGCCACAUUCAAAAUCCAGCAUUUUCCCGAAUCCCACCAUUAAAAACUAUACCUUUA
Messenger RNA from Artibeus jamaicensis (Jamaican fruit-eating bat), 4213 nucleotides. RefSeq names its product secretion associated Ras related GTPase 1B (gene SAR1B). Gene Ontology annotation, biological process: endoplasmic reticulum to Golgi vesicle-mediated transport; membrane organization; intracellular protein transport. Gene Ontology annotation, molecular function: GTP binding; GTPase activity. Lineage: Eukaryota; Metazoa; Chordata; Mammalia; Chiroptera; Phyllostomidae. The coding region runs from base 168 to 764 and encodes 198 amino acids. The record is from RefSeq and is a predicted model, not a curated record. The transcript is spliced from 7 exons. Gene Ontology annotation, cellular component: endoplasmic reticulum exit site; COPII vesicle coat.